This is a messenger RNA of Helicoverpa zea (corn earworm), 1827 nucleotides long. Its product is annotated as UDP-glucosyltransferase 2-like. Gene Ontology annotation, molecular function: UDP-glycosyltransferase activity. The transcript is spliced from 4 exons. The coding region runs from base 44 to 1585 and encodes 513 amino acids. The record is from RefSeq and is a predicted model, not a curated record. Lineage: Eukaryota; Metazoa; Arthropoda; Insecta; Lepidoptera; Noctuidae.
GUUAACAUUACUUCCCAUAGUUGUUUCAACCGUCAACACGACAAUGUCGCCUGUUCUACUAAUAUUUUUAUUGUCCAUAUCAUUCAAUGAUGCUGCAAAAAUACUGGCUAUGUUCCCAGUGCCGUCUAUCAGUCAUCAAGUAGCGUUUCGUCCACUAACUCAAGAACUUGCAAAACGAGGACAUGAAGUCACGGUCAUCACACCAGAUCCCGCCUUCCCAAAAGGAGAAGCACCAGCUAAUCUUACAGAAAUUGAUGUCCACUUUACUUACGAAAGAGCUAGAAGACUUUACGAAGUAACAUCGGCUGGAAAUGGAAACUUAAUAACAGGAAUGCAAUUCGCUUUCAAUAUGUUGAUUGAAGCUUUCGAAGAUGAAAUAAAAGUGGAUGAGGUUCAAAGAUUAAUAAAAGAAGAAAAGUUUGAUUUGAUCCUAGUAGAAGCUUGUACACGAUCAGCAUUGGUUUUGUCUCAUGUUUUCAAAGCUCCUUUGAUUGCUGUAUCUUCGUUUGGAACUAUGAACUUUAACGUGGAAACGAUUGGAGCUUCUUGGCAUCCUAUGCUGUACCCUGACAGCUUAGGCAAGAGAAUUUACAACCUAUCUAUAAAGGAGAAAUUAGUGGAGCUAUGGGACUUUUAUAAAAUGAAUUAUGAUAUACUAGGUGAGAUUGAGAAGAGAGAAGACAAGAUGCUCCAAAGGCUAUUUGGGCCAGAUACGCCACCUAUAAGUGAACUUAAGAAUAAUGUUGAGAUGCUGUUUUUGAAUAUUCACCCUAUUUGGGAAGGCAAUCGUGCAGUUCCACCUAGCGUUGUUUAUAUGGGUGGAGUGCAUCAAAAACCUAAGAAAGAAUUACCUGCGGAUUUAAAAACGUUCUUGGACUCAUCCAAAAAUGGCGUGAUAUACAUCAGUUUUGGUACAAAUGUACAACCUUCGCUGUUACCACCAGAGAAGGUACAAAUACUGGUCAAAGCAUUCUCCGAGCUACCUUACGACGUGCUGUGGAAGUGGGACAAAGAUGAGCUCCCCGGACGUACUAGCAACAUUAGGAUAUCGAAGUGGUUGCCACAGUCUGACCUAUUAAGGCAUCCAAAGAUCAAGGUAUUCGUAACACAAGGAGGUCUACAAUCAACAGAUGAAGCUAUAACAGCAGGAGUACCUCUGAUUGGUUUCCCAAUGUUGGGUGACCAAUGGUACAAUACAGAGAAAUAUGAACAUCACAAGAUUGGAGUCAAACUUGAAUUGGAAACAUUCACUGGGGAAGAAUUUAAGAAUACGAUAAACGACGUCAUUGGAGAUGAAAGUUAUCGAAAGAACAUUGAAAAACUUCGUACUCUAAUGUACGACCAUCCCAUGACACCGUUGGAGCGUGCGGUGUGGUGGACGGAGCACGUGCUGCGUCACGGCGGCGCGCGACAUCUGCGCUCUCCCGCCGCCAACAUGUCGUGGACGCAGUUCCUCGAACUAGAAUUAGUUCUUACUGUAUUAAGUUUUGUCUUAGGUUUUGUUUUAUUAUUGUCCCUUCUACUUUAUUACUCUUACAAGCAUUUUAUUUUAAGUGCAAAACUGAAGAAGCUUAAAUAUAAUUAGAUAAGUAUUACAUCCACUUAUGGAAAUAUUUUAUUCUAAGUCCUGAACAGAAAAAAAGUUAAAUGUUAUGAUAAUGUAUUUUAUCAUUGUGAUAAAUCAAAAACUUAGGUACUGAUAGGUAUUAGUUGUUAAGCGUAGAUAUCAUUUGUUAUGAUUUUUUUUUUGUUGAAUAAUUUUAGUAUAUAGAAUAAGCUGUGAUAUGAUGUGGAUGUGUGUGGGUAAAUAAAAUAAUGGGAAAUCAA